GGUUUUCUUUGUUGGCGUUUCUUCUAAUCUCACCUCAGCAGCUCAAGCACCUCCCAAAGCUUCAACACAAUGACGAAGAGAACUAAGAAGGCUGGAAUCGUUGGGAAGUACGGUACCCGUUAUGGUGCUAGUUUGAGGAAGCAGAUCAAGAAGAUGGAAGUCAGUCAGCAUAGCAAGUACUUCUGUGAAUUUUGCGGGAAGUACGCAGUGAAAAGGAAGGCUGUUGGAAUCUGGGGAUGCAAAGAUUGUGGCAAGGUGAAGGCAGGCGGUGCUUAUACAUUGAACACUGCUAGUGCUGUGACUGUCAGGAGUACCAUCCGUAGGCUCAGGGAGCAGACCGAGAGUUAGAUUUUCAGUGUUUCUUGAUCCACUGUAAUUCUCAAUCAUUGUCACAUUUUAGAAGGUUUUUACCAAUUUUGAUUACUGUUGAAAUACACUCGAAUGGGAUGCUAAGCAAGAUUUGAAUGCUAUGUGUUUGAUUAACUUUGUUCCUGUUA
Molecule: messenger RNA, 497 nt
Organism: Erigeron canadensis
Lineage: Eukaryota; Viridiplantae; Streptophyta; Magnoliopsida; Asterales; Asteraceae
Product: 60S ribosomal protein L37a
Exons: 5
Coding region: 70-348 (92 amino acids)
Biological process (GO): translation
Cellular component (GO): ribosome
Molecular function (GO): structural constituent of ribosome
Source: RefSeq, a predicted model, not a curated record